Nematolebias whitei (Rio pearlfish) is the source of this 880-nucleotide messenger RNA. RefSeq names its product phosphatase, orphan 2 (gene phospho2). Gene Ontology annotation, molecular function: phosphatase activity. The transcript has 4 exons. Lineage: Eukaryota; Metazoa; Chordata; Actinopteri; Cyprinodontiformes; Rivulidae. The coding region runs from base 50 to 775 and encodes 241 amino acids. The record is from RefSeq and is a predicted model, not a curated record.
CAGCAUAGCAGCCGCCGUAGGCUGAUGAUAGACAGAUUCGGGUGAGAAAAUGACGAUUUUGGUGGUUUUAGAUUUUGACCACACUGUGGUUGAUGACAACAGUGACACCUGGGUGCUCAAAUGCCUUCCAGGUCAGACUCUUCCAGACUGUCUGAAGAACUCGUACAGAAAGGGCCACUGGACUGAGCACAUGGGCAGGGUGAUGAGCUACAUAGGAGACCAGGGGAUCAGUCCUGAAAGGGUCCGCGGUGUGAUGGAGACCAUCCCCUUAACCAGUGGAAUGGCAGAAUUGCUGACAUUUAUUUCAAAAAAUAAAUCCACCAUCGACUGUAUUGUCAUCUCUGACUCCAACAGCAUCUUUAUAGACUGGAUCUUGAAGGCAACGGGACUCCAAGAAGCCGUGGACCUGGUUUUUACCAACCCGGCUUGGUUUAACGAGUCCGGGUUCAUGGAGGUGGAGUGCUAUCACUCCCACGACUGCGAUAAAUGUCCCGUCAACCUCUGCAAGAGGAGGGUCCUGGAGCUCUAUGUUUCUGAUCAGACUGAGAGUGGCACGCCGUACGAGCGGGUCAUUUACGUUGGAGAUGGAGGCAACGAUCUCUGCCCUACCUCCUUUCUGAGAGAGCGUGAUGUAGUGAUGCCCAGGAAGGGGUACACUCUGGAAAAACUGCUGGCCAAACUAAAAACACAAGAAGGCGACCCCUCUGUUGGAGCUGAGGUGAUUGUUUGGAGCAGUGGCUCUGACAUCCUCCAGGCACUAAAAACAAGGAUGUGACACAGUGACGGCAACUGGAGCGAUUGAUUUCAAAAGUCAAAAAUGCACUUGUUGAGCAAACAAAAGACAAUUUAUUACUAUCUUAAUUAUAAUCACGUUAUAUAC